Molecule: messenger RNA, 636 nt
Organism: Melampsora larici-populina 98AG31
Lineage: Eukaryota; Fungi; Basidiomycota; Pucciniomycetes; Pucciniales; Melampsoraceae
Exons: 4
Coding region: 1-636 (211 amino acids)
Source: RefSeq, a predicted model, not a curated record
AUGCGUUUCACCCUCACCAUCAACUUCGUACUUUUAGGAGCCUGUUUGUCUCAAUACCAGGUUCAAUCUUCACUCGCCGCCAAUGGAAAAGAUGCACAUGAUGGAACCGAACCUAUAAACCCACCAGUAAAGAAGCCUGGUGGACAUCGAGCUCGAGGUUUAUCAGCUAGGGAUGAUUUUCCAAUACUGAUAACUAGAGCUGACACCUCUAAUGAUAGUAACGGUGGAACUACUCCUCCUGGGAAACCGGCAAGCGUUGGAACAACUGGAUACCCAAACGUUGUCGAACCCAAAGCGUGUGCUGCCAUUCUCAAGGCCAUGAAAGAGAGCGAAGCGGCAACCAAAGGUAAUGGAGCUCCUCCCCCUCCUGUGCUUCCUAAAGGAGCACAGGCUGGGAUGACCUCAACUUCAAAACCUGCUGGUGCAACCCGUCGUUCGAAGCUUACACAGAACCCCGAUUCUCAUUUAAACCGACGGGCUGAUCCUUCAACUCAAACUACUACGGAUCCAAAUGCAUGUAAAGAUAUGCAAGCAUUCAUUAAAUCUAAAAGUGAAAAAAUGGCAAAGGGAUUAGGACCUAUACCUACUAAAAAAGAAAUCGGUCCAACAGAUAUGAAAAACUCAAGUCCUCAAUGA